AUGUCGUCGCUUCGCCAUCGAACGGGGGGGACGCUGGAUGUCGGCAGCAAGAAGGCGAUCACCGUGCGGUACGAGGGGCGAGAACACGCGGUUUCGUGGUUUGCUGGGGCGAGCGACGAGGCCAUAACGCGAACGAUCGAGCUUGCGCUCCGGCUCCCGCGGGGCACCCCUGCCGUCGUCAGAGACCCCGAGGAUGGAAGCGCCCUCGCCGUCAGCGACUCCCUGCCGGACGGCCUAACGGUGGACGCGACUGCCGUGCCGGCAUGCAGCGGCGGCGACAACGAUCGGAGACGUGCGGAGUCGAGCGGGAACGGGUUCUACGGUCGCGGUGAGAGCGGCAACAACAAGAACAGCGAUGCGAAGCCCGCGCACGACUCGGCCGGGGGCAUCGGCGGCGGCAGCGACGGGGGGGGGGUAGGGGGCGGGGUAGGCGCGGCGCACGAGUUCCGGGGGGAGCUCCUCAAGUUCGAAAGAGUGAACGCGCACCUGGCGAACGAGCGGACGUGGCUGGCGUGGGUGCGCACGGCGCUGUCCGUGCUAGGGGUGGCGCUGUCCCUCAUCAGCCUGACCGACGACAUGGGGUCCGCGACGAUGGACUCGACGGCCAUGGCCCUCGGCGUGGCCUUCGUCGCGUGCACGCUCUUCACGUACAUGACCGGCUGGCUGCGGUACACUCGCGUCAAGGAGGUGCUCACGUGGACGGGAAGCCAGGUGAAGGGCAGGUUCGGCAGGUUCGGGCUCAAGUACUUCACCUGGUUCCUGGGAGCGUCGCUGGUGCUCACGGUCCCGGUUUACUUCAUCGCCGGGGUAAACGUCGUCGAGGACGCUAGAUAGAGCUUAGCCUGCGACUGCGCUGCGUGUUGGUUGGGAGGGAAGGGGCGUUCUCAUGUUUUGCAUGCGGUAGCGUAUAGACGCUGGGGGGGGCGGGGGCGAAUCAGGGCUCCGAGACAGACGCGUGCAGAGCACUUUUUUUUUUUCGUACACAGGACUCUGUUCAAGUUUUCGUUCUUUUUUUAGCUUAAGCUCUCUCUGCAGUGCAGUCCAGAUUAUUGCCACCUCGGCUACAGGUAUCGAUUAUUGGAUUAUUCCAUCGUUUGCG
Messenger RNA from Ectocarpus siliculosus, 1099 nucleotides. Lineage: Eukaryota; Phaeophyceae; Ectocarpales; Ectocarpaceae. The record is from the annotation of a GenBank genome assembly.